AUGGCCGGUUCCGGAGGCGUUUCCGCCGUCAGACCUCACGCGGCUGUCGCGGAGCCUUUCCCCAAUGGAGCGCUCCGAAACAAGGCUUCAGUUGUGCCUCCAAGAGCACUCGUGCCUCUGAACUCUUUCAGUGAGCCAAAGAUGUUUCUCUCGGGCCCUCAAGGAGUGUUUCCCAGACCUCCUCCCGCUCGCCGUGCCGGAGCCCAGGAGAGCCCCACGCCGGGCCCUGCGGAGGUGCCGAGCCGAGUCCGGCUGACAGGAGAGCUUCUGCAGAGCAAGAUCCUGAAACAGCAGAGCGACAUGACCUUCAGACCGCCGCUGCCGGCCCACAGGAGCGUCUCCGAGGUCGUGCCGCUGAGGAAGCCGCUUCCCAGUGUCGGCCCGCGACCCGCCAAACCCAAGCGGCCUCCGUCGGUAAACCUGGAUCACUUGCACAAAAAAGCCCCCGUUGUUCUUCCCAAAAGACCAAUAGAAUCACAAUGUUUGAAAGGACCAGCAAGACCCCCAAAUAAACCCAGCCAGUGGACAGCAGAAGCGUCUAUUGUGUCGCUUUAUGCGUGCAUCUUACAGUGCAAUCUUUCAUCCUGGAAGUAUGUGGGUUCUCAUGUUGUGUGGAUCAGAGAUGAGCAGGAGACGUAUGAUGACAUCAGCGCACUCCCACCUCCCCCUCCCCCGCCUCCCAAGCCGAGAGACUCGUGGACUGACAGUUACCCUUCUCAGCACGAGGACAGCGAUCAAGAUAUCUAUGAAGACCCAGACAUACCCGUUCCUGCUGAGAGGAGAGUCUCAAAAGAAAACAAAAAGGUAGAGCUGGACAAGAAAGAACUGAAGGAAAAGCAGAAGCGGGAAAACGAGUAUAGAAAGAAAUUUAAGCUGACUGGACCCAUCGAGGCGAUACACACGGCCCGUGUGCGAGAGGACUGGCAGGGGGGGAAGAAUGACCUGACGGUGCGCCAGGGGGAGAACGUGGAGAUCAUCCGCGUCAACAACAACCCUGAGGGGAAAUGGCUGGCGCGAAACCUGAGGGGCAGCUUUGGCUACAUCAGUAACUCGUGUGUGGAUGUGGAUUAUGAGGAAGUGAAGCGUAAGAUCCGUGGUCACGCCGGCGUGGGCCCGGACUGCUAUGAUGACAUCGGCGCCAGCGACCCACUGGACAGCAGUUUUCACAGUGAUGAUGUUUAUGAUGAUGUGGACCAAGAGUUUCCUCCUCCUCCCCCAGAGAUCAGCCAUGAUCCGAAAAUGGCCAAGCUGCAGGAGAAAGAGUUUAGAAAGAAAUUCAAGUUUGAAGGGCCCAUCCGAGUUCUGUACAGCAUGAUGGUGGACCCUAAUGCCAGUCUGAAGAAGGUGGGGAGCAAAGAGCUUGCGGUGAUGCGUGGAGAGGUUGUGGAGGUGCUCCAGGAGAGCAGCCGGAAGCGAGUCCUGUGCCGGAGCAGCGAGGGCAGAUGUGAGUCGGGACAUAUGUGCUAUCCAAGCUUUGCCUUCCUCCGUUCUCUUAAAACCAAGAGCACAGUGAUAUAA
Molecule: messenger RNA, 1518 nt
Organism: Rhinichthys klamathensis goyatoka
Lineage: Eukaryota; Metazoa; Chordata; Actinopteri; Cypriniformes; Leuciscidae
Product: FYN-binding protein 1
Exons: 13
Coding region: 1-1518 (505 amino acids)
Biological process (GO): T cell receptor signaling pathway; integrin-mediated signaling pathway; protein localization to plasma membrane
Cellular component (GO): plasma membrane
Molecular function (GO): protein binding
Source: RefSeq, a predicted model, not a curated record